CCUCAGACACAGUACCAAAGCGAGUUAGAUAGACCGGCCCAUCCACCUGGGGUGAGGCACACAAAUCUUUCGCUCCAUACUGAUACCGCCCCACGCCCCCCCAAAAAAAAUUCCCAACAACCUGCGGUAUAAACUACGGUCGCCUCUUCGUCCUCGUCUCGUACGUGUAAUCGCCGAAAACCCCACCGCCAGUCACCACUAUUCAUCGGCCAUGGCCGGGCGGUGGCUCCAGGUGACUCUCGCCCUCGUCGUCGUCACGGCGGCGGCAACGACGCUGUCCUCAGCCCAGCAGACGGCAGCAUCGUUCCCGGCCAUGCCCAGCUGCCCGCCGGCGCCGCUCAGCCUGUCCCCGUGCAUCGGCUACGUCUUCGGCGUCGGCUCGGCGACGCUCGCCUCCUGCUGCUCCCAGCUCCGUGGCUUCCUCCAGGCCCAGGCGCCGUGCAUCUGCGCCGCAUCCAAGCUCGCGCCCAGCCCCAUCGGCGUGUUCCUCGGCCAGGCGCAGGGCAUGAUCCCCAACGUCUGCGACCUGCCCAGCCCAUGCGAUGCCGGCGCCGCCGGCGAGGGCUCCAAGCCGCCGGCGGGAGACACUUCGCCUGUGUCUACGACGACGACUCCGGCAGCUGAACCGUCGACGGGCGCGCCUGCCGCUGCUGUUCCAGACGCGUCAGGAGCACCGCCGGCACCAACAUCAGAUGAUUCUGCCACUGCAAUGGCACCGGCAGGCACCGCAUCGAAGCUACCGGAACUACUGCAUGCAGCAGGCGCGACAAGCUCCAGAGACGUGGCUGCAGGCACUGUAUUCGUCGCUGUGUUUCUUGCUGCACUUGCAACCAUGUAUGUGUAACUGUUGUCUGCUAAGCUACCAUUAGAUCACCAAAUGCGCUGUUGUAACGUUAUUUAUGAGUUCAAACUGCACCCUACUGUUGAGCAGCUACAAUAAAAACGUUUCCAUUGUACAG
Messenger RNA from Zea mays, 959 nucleotides. Its product is annotated as putative bifunctional inhibitor/LTP/seed storage protein family. The record is from RefSeq and is marked provisional. NCBI's taxonomy places the organism in Eukaryota, Viridiplantae, Streptophyta, Magnoliopsida, Poales, Poaceae. The transcript is spliced from 2 exons. Bases 212 to 844 code for a protein of 210 amino acids.